CUAAUCGAAAACUUUCAUAGGCGUAGUGUGGGACUCGGUGCUUGACUUACUAAUUAUAAUUCGUCAAAAUUAUUCAUUAUAAUAAAAGUAUGGUACGUGGAGUGCUUCGAGGCAGCAGGCCUAUGCGAGGCGGCAUUCGUCCGCCGUUUAAGAAAACAUUUGUACCCCGUCAUCCUUUUGAUUUAACUUUGACGGAAGUUGUAUUUCCUAAAGUCUCGCCGGUUGUGGAUGAUUCUGCUUUGACUGCGGCUUUACUGAAACGCAACCAAGACCUUAGUCCAAGUCCCACUGAGCAGGCAGCAAUUGGUAACUUGGUUACUAAAGUGCAGGUCGUGUUGGAUAAUUUAGUCGUUGCGCCCGGCGACUUCAAUACUUGUCAAUUAGAAGAGGUGCGCCAAGUUGGGUCAUUCAAAAAGGGCACCAUUCUCAGUGGCAACAAUGUAGCCGAUGUGGUAGUCAUUCUUAAAACCCUGCCUACGAAGGAGGCUUGCGAGGCACUGGCUAAGAAGGUGGAGGCGGAUCUAAAAACAAGCAUGAAAACUGAAGUGCUAGAUAAGGAGCAACAGCAUACCCUAGAAAUACACGAUAGGGGGUUCGAUGUAUCCAAUUCACAAGCCAGAGUUCGUAUUCUUAUUGCCACCUUACCACAGAAUUUACGAAAGCUGGAGCCAGAAAUUCAUAUGGACCAUAAGCUGAUGCAAAGUCAUUUAGCUGCCAUAAGGCACACUCGCUGGUUCGAGGAGAACGCUCACCAUUCUUCCAUAAAAGUCCUCAUCCGGAUUUUAAAGGAUCUAACAAAGCGAUUCGAUGCUUUUUCGCCUCUUUCAUCAUGGAUGCUUGAUUUAAUUGCCCACCUGGCAAUCAUGAACAACCCAUCUCGCCAAGCAUUGCCCAUCAAUUUGGCUUUUCGCCGUGUAUUUCAACUACUGUCUGCUGGGCUAUUUCUACCAGGCUCAGCGGGUAUAACUGAUCCAACUGAACCGGGCCAUAUACGGGUUCACACAGCAAUGACGCUGGAACAACAAGAUGUAUGCUGUUAUACGGCGCAGACGCUGCUGCGUGUUUUAGCGCACGGUGGAUACAAGCACAUUCUUGGAUUGGAAGGUAAUACGAGCAUUGUGCGUGAAAUGUCGGUUUGGAAUGGAGUCGUUGUGUCGCCGCUAAAGCCCGUUUAUGAAAAGCCGACAGACAAAAAGGAAGGUGAUCUUGAAGAAGACAUUGAGAUGAUUGAGAAUGAAAAUGAGGAUGUUGGAAGUGAUGAUGCAGCCGAAUAAUCUAGACAAUUAGAGUUUCAAUACCUAUAAUUAUAAAAUACAGCAAAAAUCAAUACAUUUUAUAUGCUC
Messenger RNA from Drosophila hydei, 1343 nucleotides. Its product is annotated as interleukin enhancer-binding factor 2 homolog. The record is from RefSeq and is a predicted model, not a curated record. The transcript is spliced from 3 exons. NCBI's taxonomy places the organism in Eukaryota, Metazoa, Arthropoda, Insecta, Diptera, Drosophilidae. Bases 90 to 1274 code for a protein of 394 amino acids.